Messenger RNA from Pieris brassicae (large cabbage white), 2720 nucleotides. RefSeq lists its product as uncharacterized. NCBI's taxonomy places the organism in Eukaryota, Metazoa, Arthropoda, Insecta, Lepidoptera, Pieridae. The record is from RefSeq and is a predicted model, not a curated record. The coding region runs from base 181 to 1131 and encodes 316 amino acids. The transcript is spliced from 7 exons.
CUACAAGCUACGGUCUACGCGUUGUCUACGAGCUACGGCAGUCGCGGCCGAACGAGCGUAGCGCGUACACGUACUGGUUACGUUUGCAUUAUUUCGUAACAAAUUUGUAACAAUACUCAGCUGUUUCGUGUAACUGUCGUGUUGUGUGGAACCGUAUUGUUGUUUAGUGUUGUUUCAGUAAUGAUCAAGAUGAAAAGGAUUUGUCACCUCAUAUUUCGUCUGCUAUUUUUACUUGAUGGUGGCGUGUGGUCCUUAAGAAACUUGUCAAUUUCGGUCCCUCGUGCAGUACUGUCUGGCGAGGGUCAGUCGGCAGUCCUACAAUGCUCUUAUGACCUGGAGGGUGCUGCCCUUUACUCCAUACGGUGGUACCGGGCGGAGAUAGAGUUCUACAGAUACGUCCCGAGGGAGAUGCCACCAUACAUGAUAUUCCCGCUGCCCGGAGCGUCGGUUGAUCUAGCUCAGUCUGAUCACCAACAAGUCCGAAUCGUGAACCUAAACCGGCGACUAAGUGGUGACUACCAGUGCGAGGUGUCCGCUGACGCACCACUCUUUCAUACUGACAUACGAUCUGCGCGAUUAACUGUUGUUGAUCCGCCGUUCCGGGCGCCUCGGAUCACAGUUGCACAAAGAAGCUACUCCCGAGGUGACAUCAUUCGUGCCAACUGCUCCGUUGAUGAAGCAUAUCCUGCUCCCAACAUCACGUGGAUACUUGAUGACCAUAAGAUAGCAGAGACCAUAUCAUGGCGAUCAGCAAACAAUGACUUCAAGGAACGGGGAGCCUUCAGCCAUCUGGAGCUGACGCUAUUGGAAACCCAGCAGUACCAGGUGGGAUUGACCUAUACAAGCGCGGGCCUGCAUCGAGUGUAUCAGGACCAUGCCGUAUAUGGACAGCAGAAUGAGGAUCUAAAUAUUGUCAGAUACACAUUGGUACCUCCGGAUAGCAGUCAAUUCACCUUGGGAUGUGUGGCGACUAUUUUUGACAUCUAUGCGCGUCAGAGCGAGCCCAUAUAUAUUAAAGAAGACACUCCCCAUCCCGCUUCAGUCACGGGAGAGGAUUCCUCAGGUGCCCAAAUUACAAACAGCCUCCUGUUAUCAUCUCUUUGGAUCAUGCUAUUGGUGCGAUCGUUAUGAUUACUGCAUCCAUGAAGAAACUCAGUCGAUUUCAUGUUGUGAUAGUUGUACGACCGUGAAGCAAACCUUUAUAAUCAAUCCCAUGUACAGCGUCAUACGAAAAUAAACGAUCCCAAAAAUUUUGUACUGAUGAAAAUAAAUAAUUAAGUUGAAUAUUAUUUAACAAUUUGAAAAUUGUUUUGUUAAAUUAAAAGUUCAGUGUCGGUAUUUGUACAACGCUGUGCAAUUUGUGCCAAACUAUUUUUUUAAGUUUAUUAAGGCCAUAAUUUAAUUGGCUAUUCGAAAAGUCCAGUUUAAAAUAGAUUGUCAUUUUCAUAAUAUACUAGAAAAUGAAUUCGCAAACAAAAUGUGAUAAUAAUAGAAAAUAUAAAUCACAAUGAAUACGAGCAACUAACUUAGAACGUUAAUAUUUUGUAAAAUCCUUUGUUUUUAUAGGAUUAGAAGCCAAUUGUCAUUUGCCUUUCACGCAACACAUUAAAAAUUCAUACAGACACAAAAAAUUUAAUAUUAAUAUAGUUUAGUUAGUUAAAAGGAUGAUGUUCAAAUAGGUCUAAAAAAGGAUAAUUGUUUUUUCGUUAAAACUACCAGUGUUAGCUGAAAAUAGUAUAGUACAAUUAAACUAUCCUUAAUAAAAAUCAGAAGGAAGUGUAUCAAAAUAACAUUUGAUUCAGAACUUGUUGAUGAGUAUGACAAACUAUUAUUACGGCGCCUCAAAGAUUUUUAAUUUACACAGUUAAAAUAACAGUGCUGUGAACGUACAUUAUUAAUUUACAAUAAAAACGAUUGUUAAUUAAUCCGGAGUCUCUUUAAAACUUUGCCACAGGUUUUACAUUAAAGCUUUCUUGUAAAUAGCAUGUAUCUUCUGUGUUUUUGCGGUUUGCAAGGGUAUACGGUGAAACAGUUCAUGUUUUGUACGGGCAUCUCAGGUUCUGCCAAGUAGAAAUAAAAUAAACAUUAGCUCAUACGCGUAUGUUUCGCCAAAGUUGUACGUUGUACAUCUAUAUUUCAUACUCAUAGUCGUUCAUUAAAUUAAAUUUAAUACAUGGAUAAAUAUAAGUCAUCUUAUCUAUGAAAUUUAUGCUCGAUUAGUUAAGAACUGAUUUGAAAAAGCAUUGGCAGUGAUAUUUUUUAACUUCCAACUGGAUCUAUGGUAAUUAUAAACUCCGCAAUACACCGUAACUCAGAGUAACGCAAUAAAACACCUACUCAUUUAACUUUUGUUUCAUAGAUGUAGCAUAAAUAUAGUCUGUCUAUGUCGUUAUAUGGCUUUUCAUUAUUACGUUCUAUAAAUGGAAGAAGAGAUACUUCGAGUAAGUUCAACCAAAGACGAUUGCUAAUAGCAAGGAUUUAGAUUUAUCAGUAGCAAUUUAACAGUAUUGCCAUGUAUUUUAAUAUCUAAUUUUCUUUUUAAAAUUAGAAUGCCCGUUAUAAAACAAAUGAAGCUGAAAUCCCCUCAGCCAGGAAUGCAUUUAUAAGAAAAUAUUAAUAUGGACAAUAUUGUUGAAACGUCAAUUUACGUAAACCCUGUCGCCAAUGUAUUAGAUAAGAUAUGUAUUUAAAUGUUAUUAAAUAAUAUACUAUAUGUGAAU